CUUUUGCAGGCUCGUGGCGGUCGGUCAGCGGGGCGUUCUCCCACCUGUAGCGACUCAGGUUACUGAAAAGGCGGGAAAACGCUGCGAUGGCGGCAGCUGGGGGAGGAGGAAGAUAAGCGCGUGAGGCUGGGGUCCUGGCGCGUGGUUGGCAGAGGCAGAGACAUAAGACGUGCACGACUCGCCCCACAGGGCCCUCAGACCCCUUCCUUCCAAAGGAGCCUCCAAGCUCAUGGCCUCCUUAGGAGCGAACCCAAGGAGGACACCGCAGGGACCGAGACCUGGGGCGGCCUCCUCCGGCUUCCCCAGCCCGGCCCCAGUGCCGGGCCCCAGGGAGGCCGAGGAGGAGGAAGUCGAGGAGGAGGAGGAGCUGGCCGAGAUCCAUCUGUGUGUGCUGUGGAAUUCAGGAUACUUGGGCAUUGCCUACUAUGAUACUAGUGACUCCACUAUCCACUUCAUGCCAGAUGCCCCAGACCACGAGAGCCUCAAGCUUCUCCAGAGAGUUCUGGAUGAGAUCAAUCCCCAGUCUGUUGUUACGAGUGCCAAACAGGAUGAGAAUAUGACUCGAUUUCUGGGAAAGCUUGCCUCCCAGGAGCACAGAGAGCCUAAAAGACCUGAAAUCAUAUUUUUGCCAAGUGUGGAUUUUGGUCUGGAGAUAAGCAAACAACGCCUCCUUUCUGGAAACUACUCCUUCAUCCCAGACGCCAUGACUGCCACUGAGAAAAUCCUCUUCCUCUCUUCCAUUAUUCCCUUUGACUGCCUCCUCACAGUUCGAGCACUUGGAGGGCUGCUGAAGUUCCUGGGUCGAAGAAGAAUCGGGGUUGAACUGGAAGACUAUAAUGUCAGCGUCCCCAUCCUGGGCUUUAAGAAAUUUAUGUUGACUCAUCUGGUGAACAUAGAUCAAGACACUUACAGUGUUCUACAGAUUUUUAAGAGUGAGUCUCACCCCUCAGUGUACAAAGUGGCCAGUGGACUGAAGGAGGGGCUCAGCCUCUUUGGAAUCCUCAACAGAUGCCACUGUAAGUGGGGAGAGAAGCUGCUCAGG
This is a messenger RNA of Homo sapiens (human), 1042 nucleotides long. RefSeq names its product mutS homolog 5 (gene MSH5). Gene Ontology annotation, molecular function: mismatched DNA binding; ATP binding; ATP-dependent DNA damage sensor activity. The record is from RefSeq and is marked reviewed. Lineage: Eukaryota; Metazoa; Chordata; Mammalia; Primates; Hominidae. Gene Ontology annotation, biological process: mismatch repair.